AUGACUCAUUCUAAUAGUCAAAAUCAAAAAGAAUCGACACAAACGUCAAGCACUAACCUCAAGCUGAAACCGAACCAAUCACAACUCAACAACACAACCAUAAAUAAUUCACAACAAAACAAUCAUAAAUGGAUAAAUCAAUUAAGAACAUUACCAUCAAAUCCCCAAUCAAAAGAUUUUUUAAAACUAGAAUAUCUAGAAGUCAAUUUGAAUAAUUCAAGAAAGCUAAUCAAUAACCUAAACAAUUUAAAGACUGAAACUAAUGAAUACAAAAAUCAAAUUGAAAAAAUUGUUGAUUUGAAUGGGAAUUUAAUCCAGUUAAAUCAAGUCAGGAAUGAGUUGAGUUGGUUGGACUAG
This is a messenger RNA of Lodderomyces jiufengensis, 357 nucleotides long. RefSeq lists its product as uncharacterized. Bases 1 to 357 code for a protein of 118 amino acids. The transcript has a single exon. The record is from RefSeq and is a predicted model, not a curated record. Lineage: Eukaryota; Fungi; Ascomycota; Pichiomycetes; Serinales; Debaryomycetaceae.